Beauveria bassiana ARSEF 2860 is the source of this 930-nucleotide messenger RNA. RefSeq names its product aldo-keto reductase (AKR), putative. Bases 1 to 930 code for a protein of 309 amino acids. Gene Ontology annotation, cellular component: cytosol. NCBI's taxonomy places the organism in Eukaryota, Fungi, Ascomycota, Sordariomycetes, Hypocreales, Cordycipitaceae. Gene Ontology annotation, molecular function: aldose reductase (NADPH) activity. The record is from RefSeq and is a predicted model, not a curated record. The transcript has 2 exons.
AUGGCGCAACCGUCCCUUGGUGCUCAGGCGUCCCGUUUGGCGCGAGAUUUUACCCUCAACGGUGUGUCCCGAACGCGCAUGCCCAAGCUCGUCUAUGGCACGGCCUGGAAGAAGGACGAGACAGCCAGGCUGGUGUAUACAGCUCUCAAGGCUGGCUUUCGCGGCAUCGAUACAGCCGCUCAACCGAAGCACUACAAUGAGCAAGGCGUCGCAGCGGGCUUCAAAAAGGCCGUCUUGGAGGGAAUUGUGAAGCGCGAGGAUGUUUUUAUUCAGACCAAAUUUACACCGCCCAGUGGCCAAAACGAAAAUGCGCCGUAUGAUUUCAGCGCAUCCGUUGAAGACAAGGUGCAUCAAUCUGUGCGGUCAUCUCUCAAGAACUUCACAAUAGACGGCCAGGACGCAUAUCUUGACAGUCUUGUGCUGCACUCCCCACUCGACACACUCGACGACACCAUAGUGGCAUGGAAGACCUUGGAAGGCUAUCACCCGCACAAGAUUCGUAACCUGGGCAUCUCCAACGCCACGCUUGGCAUCGUCGAAGCACUCCAUAGCCGUGUUACCGUAAAGCCGGCUAUUGUUCAAAACCGAUUCUAUCCAGACACCGAUUACGAGGCUGGGCUGCGCGUAUUCUGCAAGGAGCACGAUGUCAAAUUCCAGUCAUUCUGGACCAUUGGAGCGAACCCUCACUUGAUCAAGAGCCAGCCAGUCGUGAAUGUUUUGCAAGGGGCCGGCGUUGGUAUUGUGCCUGCUUACUAUGCACUGGUCAUGGGCCUGGAAGGAAUCACAAUUCUCGAUGGAACUACUAAAGAGGCUCACAUGAAGGAAGACCUAGAUGGCCUCGAGCGCGUCGGCGCCUGGGCUGACGGCGAUGGUGAGGCGACGUGGAAGAAGGCUCUCGGUGAAUUCAAGCAACUUAUCAAGGAGCCCUAA